Messenger RNA from Artibeus jamaicensis (Jamaican fruit-eating bat), 1253 nucleotides. It is a transcript of the gene TMEM176B, whose product is annotated as transmembrane protein 176B. Lineage: Eukaryota; Metazoa; Chordata; Mammalia; Chiroptera; Phyllostomidae. The transcript has 8 exons. Gene Ontology annotation, cellular component: membrane. The record is from RefSeq and is a predicted model, not a curated record. Gene Ontology annotation, biological process: negative regulation of dendritic cell differentiation. The coding region runs from base 211 to 1020 and encodes 269 amino acids.
AUCCUGCUCUUCUCCCUCCCAUUGCGCAGAAGGUUCUCAGUGCCCGGCCAGCCUCCCCAGGCCUGCUGCGUAGGGUGCAGACUUCCAGGGAACAGCAGGAGGCCAGGUCUGUGACAGGGGGCCCACUCUCAAAAGCGCACAGAAUACAGAUGAGAAGAAUUUAGGAUUAUUGUCACUGCUGCUGUCAUUAGAACUGUUACAGCAGGCAGGAUGACCCAAAACACGGUGACCGUGAAUGGGGUUGAAGUGGCGUCUACCCUGUCCCAGCCCACCCACAUCAGCAUCCACAUCCACCAGGAAUCUGUUUUGACACAACUGCUAAAAGCCGGGGGCUCUCUGAAGGAGCUCUGUGCCAGCUGGCGGGACCCGGGCCCUCACAAGACUGGGAUAAGCUAUGGGCUGCUGGCUGGAGGGGUGAUCCAGGUAUUGCUGGGGGCAGUGAGCUGUGCCUUAGGAGUGCUUCUGUACUUCGGGCCCUGGACCGAGCUGAGGGACUCAGGUUGCGCCCUCUGGGCGGGGUGUGUGGCGAUCGCAACAGGAGCCGGGGUCAUCGUCUACGAGAAGCGCCGGAGCAUCCUUUCUGGCUGGGCGUUCCGUCUGCUCGCCCUGGUGGGCACUGUCACGGCUGUGGCUGCUGUUUCCCUCUGUGUAUAUAGCAUCACCUGGGAAAACAGCAUCUUCUUCUCCUCCAUAUGUGACUUCCUGGUCCCUACCACCACAGCCACUUACUAUGGAUUGGAAAGGCCAUACGAUUACAGACAGGCUUCGUGGCAGGAGGAUGACUGUAAACGCUUUAUGCAAACGCUGAGGAACUUGUUCCUAGCGAUACGUAUUCUGCUCCUGGCUGUCUCUGCCCUGCAGCUCCUUGUGUCCUUGGCUUCCAUGGGCCUGGGGCUUCGAAUCUUAGGUGGCCAGAGUUUCCAGCCCUUGGAUGAGGAAGACUCAGAGAAGAAGCUACUGGGGGAGAAUUCAAUGCCUCCCUCCUCCUCCAGCAAGACCACUCCUGCCAUGGUCUUGUGAGCAGCCGGAGACCCUGCCUGGACCCCCGCUUGUCCCUCCAGAGCAGUCCAGGGCCUGUGGGGAUGACAGUGUCUGCUCCCAGGGCCCCUCACUACCCUGUCCCUCACACUUGCCUCUCCUUUGCCCACUGUCAAACCCUUCCUCCCUCCUCACCAUCCUCACCCUGAUGUCUUCAAAUUCAGUGAGCACUGAUUAAACAGAAACAGUCAACAACGCGCACUAUAAACCAAAAA